Molecule: messenger RNA, 1877 nt
Organism: Copidosoma floridanum
Lineage: Eukaryota; Metazoa; Arthropoda; Insecta; Hymenoptera; Encyrtidae
Product: fibroblast growth factor receptor 2-like
Biological process (GO): multicellular organism development; cell surface receptor protein tyrosine kinase signaling pathway; positive regulation of kinase activity
Cellular component (GO): signaling receptor complex; plasma membrane
Molecular function (GO): transmembrane receptor protein tyrosine kinase activity; ATP binding
Source: RefSeq, a predicted model, not a curated record
AAUUAAUGUUCAAAAAAGUAUCAUUGGGCUGCCGCAAAUGGUAUCGGCGAGCGGCAAACAGGUGUACGACAGGACGGACAUCGCCACGGUACCCGCCAACGACAGUCACCAUUACGUCUGGACUGGGAAAUCGUACGAAAAGGGAACGAAAGUUUCCGUCACCGCACAGGACGAGUUUGGCUGCUCGGGCAGGGAGGGCGUACACUUCAUGGAAACAAUCAAAGCCAACUCGACCUAUCGCAAGUCCCUUUUUAUAUUGGUCGCCAUCGCGGUGGUAGGACUGUGCCUGCUGGCGACGGGGAUUCACGGCUUCUUUGCUCACCUGAGGCGACAGAGGGACCGCCGAUUUUCCUCACCAUCACCCUCGAGCAGGCAGCUCCACUCGGUGUUCCGUAACCCAAAGAUCGAAGCUCUCCUGAAGCACCACAACGCCCUGUACUUUGACCUGCACGCGACCGAGGGCGCCCAUCAUCAUAAAGAUCCCGGGGACGAGCUUGAGAUCCCGUACUCGCGUCUGCGGGUGUUGCGCGAGCUCGGCCGCGGCCAGUUCGGCAAGGUCUAUCUGGCCGAUCUGCUGGGCGGACGACCCGUCGCCGUGAAAAUGUCGCUCGGCGGCUCCACCGCGCAAGAGCAAUCAGGGGCGCGACGGGAGCUGCUCAAGGAAAUCGAGAUCGCUAGGAGCGCCGGCUCGCAUCCCAACCUCGUUGGUAUGAUCGGGUACUGCACCGCGGCCGCGAGCCCGGUUUGCCUGGUCCUCGAGUACGCCAGCCGGGGCGAUCUUUUGACCUAUCUGCACGAGGCGCGCGACAAAGCUACUCACUACACGAGGAGAGCGAGUGGAGGGGCAUCCCGGGUAUUCCACGUCGGGGACCACUGCGAGUCGGGUCCGCUCAGCCACGCGGAAACGACGCGCUUCGGCUUGGAAAUAGCCAGAGGUAUGGAGCACCUGGAAGCCAGGGGCAUCGUCCACCGGGACCUCGCCGCGCGCAACGUCCUCAUGGACGGGAACCUCGUGCUCAAGGUCUCCGACUUUGGGCUGUCGCGGAGGGGCGCGUACACCCUGGGCCUGUCCCCGGAGGUGCGCCGACUGCCGAUACGCUGGAUGCCGCCGGAGGCCGUGGGCCGAGGGGUCUUUACGAGCAAGAGCGACGUCUGGUCGUACGGGCUCGUGCUCUGGGAGAUAGCUAGCCUCGGGGACCUUCCGCACCCGAGGAUCCCGGACGACCAGCUGUUGGGUUUCCUUGUGGAGCGGGAGGGCAGACCGGAGCCCCUUGGCUGCGACCCCAUGCGCCGGAUUAUGGACGGGUGCUGGAGCAGGAAGCCCGAGGGCAGGCCUCACUUUUGGCAGAUCGUCGGGUGGCUGGAGAACGAGGGACACGCCACCAGUAAGAACAACCCGGCGUACGGGGAGCUCGCGUGAGGUUUUACAUUUGCAUCUUCGGCAAACACGCGCACCCCCGUCCGAGCGUGCUUUUGGGAGCGCGUAGCCGAACGACAAUAAUUGAAUCUUCUCACAAGUUGUAGCUAAUUUUUAUUCAUUGGGUAUUUCGUCCAUUUGUACGAAUGAUCGGAGAUAAAAGGGUACACGCGUAUAUCAUUAUACAUACUCCGUUGUGAAACACUUGGGUACCUACUUUGCUCUUAUAUCUCCAUCUCUCUUGUACGCGAGCUUGGUCGUUGUGUGGAGCUAAAAAUAAUUUGCCUUACAUAACUCGGUAUUUUAUACUUAUCUGAUCACGGGAUACAACAGCUCGUGAAAACUAUAUGUGUUUGCAUAUUAGAUUGUUGGUAUACAUACUAUACGUGUGUAUAUGUAUAUUCGCAGGGGACGAGAGCAGAGUGUGUUAUAAUGUACCCAAGUAGUGCCAUUUCGACAA